AUGUCGUGGGCAGCCGUUGCACAAAAGGCGAAAGAUGUUACACCAUCAUCCACUGAGCCUAAGCGAGUUGUUUUUGCAGUCACGGAAUCGAGUGAAGAUCAGGAAAAAACAAGUAGUAAGAGUUUAUACACUACACUAGGGACUGCUAUUCCCACAUAUGAAAAGGGACUUCUUAUCCUUGAUGCGAAUGCCUUUAUUAAGGGAACGUUAAAUAGCUUCAAUGAAGUGACGGAUGUCUUUGUGACCACUUCGCAGGUUAUUGCUGAAGUGCGUGAUCGUCCCGCACGUGAACUACUAUCACAGUUACAACAAAAACAACGUCCACAAACACUACAUGUGUUGGAACCAUCUAAAGAGUCAUUGGCUGCUGUGGUGGCGAUUGCAGGCAAAACAGGAGAUUUGGGUGCGAUGAGUCGAACAGAUAUUCGCAUCUGUGCAUUAGCACUGGACUGUUGUACGGCUGCUAACGCCCUGUUGGCGCCUAUUGAACCACGACCAGCGGUGAUUAAUCCUGGUGGAACGCAUGGCACAGACAUUGUUACAGAGGCUGUUUCUGAUGGUGAAGAAGAAGAAGAAGAGGAAGGAGAAAAGAAGAAAGAUGAUGAUAAUAACGAUGAGGAUGAUGAUGAUGAUGAGGGAGGAUGGAUUACACCGGAGAAUAUUCACACAUGUGCGGCAGAUGGAACCACUAUGAGUGGUGAACGGUUUACGGGUGGUGUUGCCUGUGUGACAUCUGACUAUGCGAUGCAAAACACAUUAUUACAUCUCGGUGUUCCCAUUGUUGGACCGCAGGGAAUGCGUAUAUGUGAAUUACGUCAUUGGCUUCUCCGCUGCACUUCCUGCUUUGCCAUUACAACAGAUACGACUCGUCAGUUUUGUUCUCAGUGUGGUAGUGGAAAUACACUACGACGAGUUCAGUAUGUUGUGACUCGUGAUGGUGAAAGACAGUUGUUUAUUAACUUUAAAAAGACCAUCAGCACACGUGGUACUGUUUACAAUCUCCCAAAACCUCGAGGUGGAAGACGUGGUACCAACAGAUCUCUUGUUCUUCGUGAAGAUCAACUGGCACAUGUUGUUCGUGGUACAACAUCGGCUAAAUUAAAAGAAAAACAUGUUAUGCAUGGUAUUGGUGGUAAUGAUGAUGAUGAUUUGGCGGCUUUUGGUGAAGCACCCAAACACCAUAAACGUGAUCCGAACCAACCACGCAUGUUCUCCUCCUACCACAGGUACAACGUGAAUGAGAAAAAGAAGGCUCGUGCAUCCAGAAAGAAGUAG
This is a messenger RNA of Trypanosoma theileri, 1275 nucleotides long. RefSeq names its product RNA-binding protein NOB1. Lineage: Eukaryota; Euglenozoa; Kinetoplastea; Trypanosomatida; Trypanosomatidae. Gene Ontology annotation, molecular function: RNA endonuclease activity. Gene Ontology annotation, cellular component: preribosome, small subunit precursor. The record is from RefSeq and is a predicted model, not a curated record. The transcript has a single exon. The coding region runs from base 1 to 1275 and encodes 424 amino acids. Gene Ontology annotation, biological process: maturation of SSU-rRNA; ribosomal small subunit biogenesis.